Molecule: messenger RNA, 2175 nt
Organism: Etheostoma spectabile (orangethroat darter)
Lineage: Eukaryota; Metazoa; Chordata; Actinopteri; Perciformes; Percidae
Product: serine/threonine-protein kinase ppk4
Exons: 6
Coding region: 1-1548 (515 amino acids)
Biological process (GO): mRNA processing; intrinsic apoptotic signaling pathway in response to endoplasmic reticulum stress; IRE1-mediated unfolded protein response
Cellular component (GO): IRE1-TRAF2-ASK1 complex
Molecular function (GO): protein serine/threonine kinase activity; RNA endonuclease activity; ATP binding
Source: RefSeq, a predicted model, not a curated record
AUGCAAAACGAUCUGAAAGAGGCGCUCAAACGACUGAAAAAUCAUUUCAGCAAAGACGAGGACCUGCCUGGGUCCAAAAAAGAGAAGAAAAAGAAGAAGAAAAAAGAGGAAAAGUCAGAAAAGCAAGACCACCCAAAUGAAACUGAUCUAACAGCAACUCCUAUAUGGAGUAACUUCAAAUGUGAAGCCAUUCCUCCUCAACACCACUGUAUCAUCAAUAAAACAGAGAUGGACUCCAAUCAGCAGAAGGUGGAGAGAAAACUAGAGAAGCUUCUGAGCACUGAUGAAAGUAAAGUAACCAGAAUUGGGAGCAUGAUUUAUGUGAAUGAUGAAGAAUUGCGCAUAGCGAAGGGAAGGGAUGGUACUGAAGUCUUCUUGGGGCUGAGAGAUGACGGCACUGAAGUUGCUAUUAAGAGAAUGUCUAAAAGCAACUACAAAGUGCUGAAGAACGAGGAAGGAUUUCUGCGACUUCCAGAGUCGUCAUCAAUUAUUGUACGAUAUGUCGAUUUUGCGGAGGACACGUUCUUUGGCUAUCUUGGACUUCAACUUUGUGAAAACACCCUGGAAGAGUACAUCAGAGGUGACGAGAGGAGGUCGCGAUACAAAACUUGUCCAUCAGGUUCUGGAGAGCUUAAGGGUGCUUCAUUGUCGAAGUCCUCAAUUCUCCACCGGGAUCUCAAACCACAAAACGUCUUGAUCGAUGUCAAUGGGAGGGCAAGAUUGGCUGAUUUUGGCAUUAGUCGACGGUUACCCAAAGGCCAAACAACUUGUCGCACAGCCUGUGCAGGAACCAAAUGCUGGAUGGCCAAGGAGACUUUAGCGGACGAACGUGACACUGAGAUUCCAUACAAGGCGAACACUGAUGUUCAGGUGGCAGGUAUGCUCAGUUAUUAUAUCCUCUCUGGGGGACACCAUCCUUUUGGCGACAAAUCCUACGAAUGUGAAAGCAACAUUCAUAAAGGGCUGUACACGUUGGACCAUGUUGAAGAUGUGGUGGCAAAGGAUCUCAUUGAGUGGAUGAUCAACGAAGAGCCACUUAAGAGACCUAAAGUGGAAGAAUGUUUGAGUCAUCCCUUCUUCUGGAACUCUAAAACGAGACUUGACUACUUGAGAAAGACCGGCAACAGGGCUGAGGUGGAAAACUGUCGGAAGGCUGACGAGAAACUGGUUUGUUCAUUUGAACAAUGUGCUGGAGAUGGAGCCUUCAAACAGUGGAAAACUAAGUUUCCACCAGAGUUGGUCCAGAAGAUGGAUUCCAAGAAAAAACCCUACCCCGACAACACACUGGGAUUACUGCGCUUCAUACGAAACCUCCAUGAGCACUAUGCCAAGGAUGCAGCCCAAGUUGAUGUGAUGACGAUAUUUCCUGAUCUCUUUGGAUGUGUUUACAAGUUUGCAAAGACCCAGGGGUGGAAUGCAGAGACCCCCUUAGAGGAAAUGUUUCGGAGAGACGACCGCACCACUGGCUUUACAAUGCUGUCCAACCCUAGGGAGCGGUUGGCUGUCCCAGUUCAGGAGUCGCAAACCAGUGACUCGAAGAUAAUUUAAAAAAGAAAUAAGCAUUUAGAUAACAACGCACAUGCAAUUCUGUUGUAAUACAGUUUGGAAUAGUUCUAGUGUCCCACAUACGCCCCAAAGCAAGGCUUUAGCAACAUUAGGACACAAGACUGGCAUGAUCAGACUCAUCAUUAAAGGAAAGCACAAUGCCUACCUUCUUUAAAUUGUCCCUGUAAACCAUGACAGUGUCAUAGUGAGUCAUCCAUUAUUCAUUUUAUAAUGUGCAUCUGCGCCUUAUUGUGACUUGUCAAAAUGUCUUUUCUGAAUUAAGCCUGUACAAUUUUGCCUGUGUUUUGUACAUAGUUACUAUAAUUAUUAGCUUAUAAGAUCCUGUAGUACAGAUUUAAGGGAGCCUAUGUUUGCUGUAGUAUUGUUUUUAUUUCUGAGAUUUUAUACUUUCACUUGACCAAGGAAGUAUUUUAUUUUUGACUUACUAGAUUCAUCUGAUGGCUGUAGCUGCAGUCAUAUCCUAAGCUCUAACCUACCAUAUUAGAAAGGUUAUCAGAGGAAUAUACAAUGUUGACAUAUAGUCAAGAGACAAACUGGACAUAAAACAAGGAUUACAAGGCCCCGACCUGGUUGUCAUACACAAAUCCGAACCGAUCUUUGAAAUUAAUU